This is a messenger RNA of Catharus ustulatus (Swainson's thrush), 1141 nucleotides long. RefSeq names its product sarcoplasmic/endoplasmic reticulum calcium ATPase 1. Gene Ontology annotation, cellular component: membrane. The transcript is spliced from 10 exons. Gene Ontology annotation, biological process: intracellular calcium ion homeostasis; calcium ion transmembrane transport. Gene Ontology annotation, molecular function: ATP hydrolysis activity; ATP binding; P-type calcium transporter activity. The record is from RefSeq and is a predicted model, not a curated record. The annotation marks the transcript as partial. Lineage: Eukaryota; Metazoa; Chordata; Aves; Passeriformes; Turdidae.
UUCCCCCUCCGGGGCCUUUUUUGGCCCGGGGACGGGAGGGGCGGCGAUGGAGAACGCGCACGCCCGCACGGCCGAGGAAUGUUUGGCGUUUUUUGGGGUGAGCGAGGGCGUGGGGCUCAGCCCCGAGCAGGUGCGCAGGAGCCUCGAGAAAUACGGGCCCAAUGAGCUGCCGGCGGAGGAAGGGAAAUCCAUCUGGGAGUUGGUGGUGGAGCAGUUCGAGGAUCUCCUGGUGCGGAUCCUGCUGCUGGCGGCCUGCAUCUCCUUCGUGCUGGCCUGGUUCGAGGAGGGCGAGGAGACCAUCACAGCCUUCGUGGAGCCGUUCGUCAUCCUCCUCAUCCUCAUCGCCAACGCCGUGGUGGGCGUGUGGCAGGAGCGGAACGCGGAGAACGCCAUCGAGGCGCUCAAGGAGUACGAGCCCGAGAUGGGGAAGGUUUAUCGCAGCGACCGCAAGGCCGUGCAGAGGAUCAAGGCGCGGGACCUGGUGCCGGGGGACAUCGCCGAGGUGGCAGUUGGUGACAAGGUCCCGGCCGACAUCCGGAUCAUCUCCAUCAAAUCCACCACGCUGAGGGUGGACCAGUCCAUCCUUACUGGUGAGUCGGUGUCGGUGAUCAAGCACACGGACCCGGUGCCCGACCCCCGCGCCGUCAACCAGGACAAGAAGAACAUGCUGUUCUCGGGCACCAACAUCGGCGCCGGCAAAGCCGUCGGCAUCGUGGUGGCCACGGGCGUCAACACCGAGAUCGGCAAGAUCCGCGACGAGAUGGCGGCCACGGAGCAGGACAAGACGCCGCUGCAGCAGAAGCUGGACGAGUUCGGCGAGCAGCUCUCCAAGGUCAUCUCGCUCAUCUGCGUGGCCGUCUGGGCCAUCAACAUCGGCCACUUCAACGACCCCGUGCACGGCGGCUCCUGGAUCCGCGGCGCCAUCUACUACUUCAAGAUCGCCGUGGCGCUGGCCGUGGCCGCCAUCCCCGAAGGGCUGCCGGCCGUCAUCACCACGUGCCUGGCGCUGGGCACUCGCCGCAUGGCCAAGAAGAACGCGAUCGUCCGGAGCCUGCCGUCCGUGGAGACGCUGGGCUGCACCUCGGUCAUCUGCUCGGACAAGACCGGCACGCUGACCACCAACCAGAUGUCCGUCUGCAAG